This is a messenger RNA of Pneumocystis murina B123, 2367 nucleotides long. RefSeq lists its product as hypothetical. The transcript has 4 exons. The coding region runs from base 1 to 2367 and encodes 788 amino acids. Gene Ontology annotation, molecular function: phosphoric diester hydrolase activity; GTP-dependent polyribonucleotide 5'-hydroxyl-kinase activity; ATP binding. The record is from RefSeq and is a predicted model, not a curated record. Lineage: Eukaryota; Fungi; Ascomycota; Pneumocystomycetes; Pneumocystales; Pneumocystaceae. Gene Ontology annotation, cellular component: nuclear inner membrane. Gene Ontology annotation, biological process: tRNA splicing, via endonucleolytic cleavage and ligation.
AUGUCUGGAAGUGUGAAAAAAGAGAAUCAAGAAACAGCCCAUGAAUUGAUCUCAAGGAUUGAAAAAGAAGUAAAAAAGAAUGAAAAUAAAAAAUCAAAGUCUAUUUCCAAACAUACAUUUAUAUACGGUGAUGGGGUAAAGAUUGAUAGUUGGAAAUUACCAAAUUUUGGGUUUAAAAAAUCAUCUAAAUUAGUGACAGAUAUUCGAGGGCUUUUUUCUAUAACAAAUGAUAAAAAUAUCCAUGAAAUUGUCAUAAGAGGUUAUAAUAAGUUUUUUGCAGUAAAUGAGGUUAAAGAAACAAAAUGGGAUUCCUUAGAAAAACAUACAAUAGGUCCUUACGCUUUAACUUUGAAGGAGAAUGGAUGUGUUAUUUUUGUUUCAGCGCUUUCGGAUGAUUCUUUAAUUGUUGCAAGUAAAAAUUCAAUGGGUCCAGUGGCAAAUGGCACCUCUGUUCAUGCACAAGUAGGAGAAACAUGGCUAGAAAGGCAUUUGUCAGAUUCUAUGCAUACUAGAAAACAGUUGGCUCGUGUAUUACGACAAAUGAAUGCAACACUUGUUUUUGAAUUAUGUGAUGAUGGUUUUGAAGAACAUAUUAUAGAAUAUCCUCCCGAAAAGAGAGGUCUUUAUCUUCAUGGAAUCAAUUUAAAUGAGGCUACUUUUGUUACAUAUGAGUUUGAUAAAGUUUGUUUGUUUGCUCAUAAUUGGGGGUUUAGACAAGUUGAUUAUAAAAUCUUUCAAACUUUGUCAGAGUUGAAAUAUUUUUUAGAAGAUUCAGAAAAGACAAAGUCUUACUAUGGAAGAGAAAUUGAAGGCUUUGUUAUACGAUGCAAAUCUAAAUUAUUAGAUGAUAUCCAUUUUCAUGAUUUUUUUUUUAAGUAUAAAUUUAAAGAGCCUUAUUUUAUUUAUAGAAGAUGGAGAGAACUGACUCAUGCGAUUAUAUCUGGUACAUAUAAGUUCAACUCUAAUGAGGAUGACAUUACAAAAAAAUAUGUAAUAUGGGUACGUCUUUUAUUAAAGGAAAAUCCUGAUUUUGUGGAAAAAUAUAAACAAAACCAUGGAAUUGUGGCUCUUCGCAAACAAUUUUUGAAAGAAUACAACUAUUCCCCUUCAGAUUUUUCAAAGAAGCUAGUUAUAAACUGUCCUCUUGAGGAUAGAAAUAUUUUACUUGUUCCUAUUGCUACAAUUGGUUGUGGAAAAACAACUCUUGCUUUUGCUUUAUCUUUAUUAUUUGGUUUCAAGCAUAUUCAAAAUGAUGAUAUACCAGGAAAAAAAGCAAAAAUUCAAAAGUUUGUGUCUGCAAUUGUUGAUGCGUUAAAACAUCAACAUGUUGUUGUAGCAGACAAAAAUAAUCACAAAUAUUCAGAAAGAGAUGAAUUGAUUCGCUUAGUUUCUGAACGAUCUCCAAAUACUCGUUUUAUCGCUCUUUAUUAUGAUCAUUUUGAUAAAAAUGAUGAUUUAGUUACUAGAAAAGAAAAAUUAAAUGAAAUCUUAAAAGUAACAAAAGCCAGAGUUCUUGCACGUGGAAGUAAUCAUCAAACAAUUGAUGCAUCAUUAAAUCAGGGUAAAACUGCGAUAGGAAUUAUGAAUGGGUUUCUUUCAAGAUUCGAGCCCUUAGAUCUUAAUAAAGAGCCAGAUAAUCUAUUUGAGGACUCUAUUAUUUUAGAUCCUAUGAAAGAUACAAAAUUUAAUUUAGAAAAUGUGAUUAAACGGCUUCAUGAAAUAGCACCAAAAUUUGUCAUAAAAAUACCAACAGCAUCUGAAAUAGAUUCUGCAAUUCGUAUCGCUUUAAAUCAUUUUUGUCCUAACAAAAGAUCUGGUUUAACACUAUCUCAUCAGAAAACUGGUUUAUUAUCUCAACAAAAAUCUCAAUAUUUUGGUAUUAUCCUUAAAGAUGAUUUAGCUCCUUAUAUAGAACAAAUUAUGAAGGAUCAGAAAAAAGAAGUCUCUGCUUUUUGGGAACAUCUUAAGCGUUCAAAGCGUGUACAGUCUACUUUUCAUGUUACUUUGAUUCAUAUCUCCGAUAAGUCAAAAUAUCCUGAAAUUUGGCAAUAUUAUCUAUCUCAAAUGGACUCAUCUGGCGUCGUUUGUUCGGCUCAGGUUGAAUUUACUUAUCUUGUUUGGGAUUCAAGAAUUAUGGCUCUGGUUGCUGUAAUUUUGGAUAUGGAAAAUAAAAAAAUACAAUCAGCUAACCCAAUUCUUCAUGCUACAAUAGGGACAGAGAAUAAAACAAUUCAUCCAAAGGAAGCAAAUGAUAUGUUAGCUCUUUGGAACUUUCAAACAUCUCAUUCGAAUAUUCAUACUUUAUCUCUUUCUCCUAAACAUUUUGAUGGCACUGUUGCUCUUGUUGAUUCUUUUUCUACCCACUAA